Messenger RNA from Necator americanus (New World hookworm), 237 nucleotides. RefSeq lists its product as uncharacterized. The transcript is spliced from 3 exons. The coding region runs from base 1 to 237 and encodes 78 amino acids. The record is from RefSeq and is a predicted model, not a curated record. Lineage: Eukaryota; Metazoa; Nematoda; Chromadorea; Rhabditida; Ancylostomatidae.
AUGAGGCAAGCACCAGCAGAUGGUUGUGCUUUGAGCUCUGACGAGGGCGGAAACGUCGAAACGUUAGCUGUUAAUAAACAUCAAUACCAAACUUGGCCACAGCUCAAGCGAAUCAGUAAAAAAGCUACGUUCAACAUGCCAAGAUUCAAGGAGAGUCGAACAAGAGCAAUUCUAAGAGAUGUACCACUCGAAAGGCUCUGGAGGCUUUUUGGAUCCACUCCAAGGGCCCAAAGAUGA